Messenger RNA from Thalassophryne amazonica, 2593 nucleotides. It is a transcript of the gene klc2, whose product is annotated as kinesin light chain 2. Gene Ontology annotation, molecular function: kinesin binding. The transcript has 15 exons. NCBI's taxonomy places the organism in Eukaryota, Metazoa, Chordata, Actinopteri, Batrachoidiformes, Batrachoididae. Bases 127 to 2013 code for a protein of 628 amino acids. The record is from RefSeq and is a predicted model, not a curated record. Gene Ontology annotation, biological process: microtubule-based movement. Gene Ontology annotation, cellular component: membrane-bounded organelle; cytoplasm; kinesin complex.
GGAGAGCUGAAGCGGCUGCUUCGUGUUGUUUUGUUCGACUUGACGCUGCUGUGUCCGGAGCAUCAAAACGUUUUGUCCGUGCGACUGAACGCGUCGCCUUCGAUGAAGUGUGUGUAAAUCUGGGCAAUGUCUACCAUGGUCUAUCCACAUGAAGAAGCCCUGGACCGACUGAGCCAGGAUGAGAUUGUCCUCAACACCAAGGCUGUCAUGCAGGGCCUGGAGACGCUCCGCGGCGAGCACGCCCAGCUGCUCAACUCCCUGCUGGACUGCAGCCAGCUGCCCGUGGCCCAGGAGAAGUCCGGCCUGCUCCGUAAGAGUCUGGAUGCCAUCGAGCUCGGCCUGGGGGAGGCUCAGGUGAUUAUCGCCCUGUCGAGCCACCUGAGCGCCGUGGAGUCUGAGAAGCAGAAGCUGCGUGCACAGGUGCGCCGCCUCUGUCAGGAGAACCAGUGGCUGCGGGAUGAGCUGGCAGGAACCCAGCACAAGCUGCAGCGCAGCGAGCAGAACGUCGCCCAGCUGGAGGAGGAGAAGAAGCACCUGGAGUUCAUGAACCAGAUCAAGAAGUUUGAUGAUGACGUCUCCCUGUCAGAGGAGAAGAACCAAAGCUCCGGCGGGAGUGGUGGAAGCGGCGAGGCGUCAAAAGACAGUUUGGAUGACUUGUUCCCCAACGAUGAUGACCAGGGACCAGCCCAGCCCAGUGGUGAGGUGGCAGCCCAGCAGGGAGGCUAUGAGAUCCCAGCCCGUCUCCGGACGCUGCACAAUCUGGUGAUCCAGUACGCCUCCCAGGGAAGGUACGAGGUGGCCGUGCCACUGUGCAAACAAGCUCUGGAGGAUCUGGAGAAGACGUCUGGUCAUGACCACCCUGAUGUAGCUACCAUGCUCAACAUCCUGGCCUUGGUGUACAGAGACCAGAACAAGUACAAGGAGGCAGCCCACCUGCUGAAUGACGCUCUGGCCAUCAGAGAGAAAACGCUGGGAAAAGACCACCCAGCAGUGGCCGCAACCCUCAACAACCUGGCUGUGCUGUACGGCAAGAGGGGCAAGUACAAGGAGGCCGAGCCCCUCUGCAAGAGGGCGCUAGAGAUCAGAGAGAAGGUUUUGGGAAAGUUCCACCCAGAUGUGGCCAAGCAGCUGAACAACUUGGCCCUACUGUGUCAGAACCAGGGCAAAUACGACGAGGUGGAGUACUACUACAGACGAGCUCUGGAGAUCUACGAAUCCAAACUGGGGGCAGACGACCCCAACGUGGCCAAGACCAAAAACAACCUGGCCACGUGCUACCUGAAGCAGGGGAAGUUCAAAGAUGCCGAGGCUCUGUACAAAGAGAUCCUGACCAGGGCGCACGAGAAGGAGUUUGGAUCUGUCAACAAUGACAACAAACCGAUCUGGAUGCACGCGGAGGAGCGUGAGGAGAGCAAGGACAAACGCAAGGAUUCGGUUCCAUAUGUGGAAUAUGGAAGCUGGUAUAAAGCCUGUAAGGUGGACAGCCCCACGGUGAACACCACCCUUAAGAGUUUGGGAGCUUUGUACCGUCGCCAGGGCAAACUGGAAGCUGCAGAAACACUGGAAGAGUGCGCCUGCAAAUCUCGCAAACAGGGUAUAGAUGCUAUUAACCAGAGUAAGGUGGUGGAGCUCCUGAAGGACGGGGGAACAGCAGGGAGUGACAGACGACACGGCAGGGAAGGCCCCAACGGACCGGGGGGUCAUCGACGGGAAAAUGAUGGCAGUGACUCUGCUGAGUGGAACGGGGACGGUAACGGCUCUCUGCGUCGCAGCGGCUCCUUCGGAAAGAUUCGUGAUGCCCUCAGGAGGAGCAGCGAGAUGCUGGUGAAGAAGCUGCAAGGCAGCGGACCCCAAGAACCUCAAAACCCGGGAUUGAAGAGAGCGAGCUCCCUCAACUUCCUCAACAAGAGUUCUGAGGACAACGUGCAGGUACGACAGAUGCCAACUCUGGCCUGUCAGACUGCAGGGGACUCAGUGCCAGCAACGUGGACCUCUCAAGACGUAGCUCCCUGAUUAGCUAGACAGAUGAGAGGUGGGAUUAAGUAAAAUGAACGGUACAAUCGAACGAUCAAACACUUGAACCUGCAGCGGAUUUUUGCCGCAGUAAACGACAUCGCUGCUGCUUUGCUGUACAAAUUACUGCAAUCGAUGAGGAAAAUGAUCUUUAGAUACAUACUUAGCGGCAUGCUACUUCCUAGAAAGUGGAAUGUCUGCAUGCGACCAACCUGUAGUUAUGGCUCAUAGAAAUAUAAACAAAGCUUCAUUUCCACGUUAUCAGGAAUCCAUUUCUUCUUCUUCUUCCACAGACACUCCCGUAUCAACUGAAAUAUUAACUUUGCACUCUAUGGAGUAUCAUAUGAUGCUAAUCACAAAUCAUGUGCAUAUCACGUGUAAAAAUGAUGACAACUAUUUAGGUUUUAAUAGUGAGAAAGCAGAAGAACAGUUGUUCAAAAAGAGAAAUCCAAGCAAUCAUUUGGGAAUGUAAAAGAAAAAACAGCACUCAUCAUUUCAACCUCACUCUGCCUUUUUUGGUUUGUGUUUUUGUGUAUAUAGCUUUAAAUUAUUAAAGAUGUCAUUCUUUGUAUAUAAUGCA